Molecule: messenger RNA, 984 nt
Organism: Eremomyces bilateralis CBS 781.70
Lineage: Eukaryota; Fungi; Ascomycota; Dothideomycetes; Eremomycetales; Eremomycetaceae
Exons: 1
Coding region: 1-984 (327 amino acids)
Molecular function (GO): nucleic acid binding
Source: RefSeq, a predicted model, not a curated record
AUGGCGAUAUUUACAAGCCGCGGAAACGGGUCCUUCAAACUAACCGACUGGAUCCAUUCCGACAACCACAAACUCAUCGAUACCCCCGGGAAGGUAAGAAUGCUUAUCGAAGCCCUUCUCCUCCUCCGUGGCUCAUGGGUCUGCUACCUCGAUCUCACCGGCACGCGGCCUUGCGAAGAUAGCGUCACCUCCGUUCUCUCCCUCUACCUAACGCCACCGCCCUCCGAGAUACGAUCCUUCCACUGCCUCUACACGGUCGACAUCUGCGCCCUGGGAAGCUCCGCAUUUACCACAUGCCUCGUUGGUGACAAGACCAUGUCACUGAAAGGGUUCCUCGAAGCUCGCAACACGCCCAUAGUGGUUUUCGAGGCAAAAAGAAUUACGGAUAGGCUCUCCUCGCAUUUCGGCGUCAACGUCAAGAACGUGAAAGAAUUGCAGUUGAUGGAAUGCGCGACAUUGGGACGGGAAAAGGACGAUCUCUAUGAUUUCGGGACUUUGAUGGCGAGAGAUUGGUUUAAGGCAGGACUCGACCUACCGUGGAUCGAAUCAUGGACCGACAUUCACCUGGCAGCGAACAAAUCGUUGGAUCCACUGGAAGGGGGCACGUUGCACGACUACUGCCUUCGGCCCCUCACCCACUUCUUCGUUGCGUAUUGCGUCAAGGAUGUGUUGUGCUUCCCGAACUUCCAUCGUCUGUAUGGCAGCCAGCUUGUGCAGCAGUGGGAUGACAUGUCCGAGGCCCCGGAUGGGCCGGAGAAGGAAUUAUUGUGGUGGCGAGUGGCAGAUCCGAAGAUGUGUUCGUCUAGGGAACCAGCAUAUGCAGUACAGGAGCCCUGGUUUGAGCCGAAGAAAAUGGAUCUGUGUCUGGGAUAUUCGAACCCCAAGGGACCGAUGGGUGGAAAACAAAACAAGCGAAAAAGAAAACAUCAAGAGAUAGACCCGUCGGUAACUGGAGAGAGGACUACCUGUUCAGCUGCAACCUAA